AAACCGAUAAUACCCGCUGCCCAUCACUUUUCUCUAUAUAUCGGCCGCUACUUUUCAUGAAAAACUCGUCUUUCUUGCUAUUUUGUCUGGUGUAUCUAUGGCGGAAUCUACAUUGUCCACUGCCACCGCCAACGCCAAGAAGCUCUCAGGCAAAGUAGCGAUUGUCACCGGUGGCGCCAGCGGCAUUGGCGAGGCAACCGUUCGUCUUUUCGCCGAUCACGGUGCCCUUAUGGUGGUUAUUGCUGAUAUCCAAGAUGAAUUGGGGCAACGAGUGGCUACGUCAAUAGGAGAAAACAAGUGUCGCUUCGUACACUGUGAUGUUUCCAAGGAAGAUCAAGUGAAAUCGCUAGUGGAAUGGACGGUCCAGAAUUUUGGUAGGCUAGACAUAAUGUUUAGCAAUGCUGGGAUCUUAGGAAACUCAGAUCAGACCGUCCUUGAUCUUGACCUCUCCGCGUUUGACCAUUUAUUUGCUGUCAACGUCCGUGGAAUGGCCAUUUGUGUAAAGUAUGCAGCGCGUGCAAUGGUGAGAGGUAACGUGAGAGGGAGUAUAGUGUGCACGGCGAGCGUAGCGGCUAGCAAAGGCGCGAAGAGGCGAACCGCUUAUAACAUGUCGAAACACGCGGUGGUGGGGCUGGUGAGGUCAGCCAGCGUGCAGCUGGGAGCGCACGGGAUUAGAGUGAACUGCGUCUCACCGUUUGGUCUUGCGACACCGAUGACGCUCCAGGCUUAUAAGAAGAGCGCGGAAGAAAUUGAGAGCAUGUAUGAGCCGAGCAUGAGCUUGAAAGGAGUAGCAUUGAAGGCAAGAAACAUAGCGGACGCUGUGUUGUUUCUUGCGUGUGAUGAUUCUGAGCUAGUCACUGGGCAUGACCUUGUCGUUGAUGGGGGCUAUGUCAAUCAUUGAUUGGCUCCAAUUUCAUGCUUCGCUUUGCUGUCAAGUUUGCAAGUUUCGGGCUUUUUAUUGGGUUUCAGAUCGAGGGCCUGAAGCAACUAGGGUCUUUAGUUGAACCCAAUUAGGUUGUGAUUUUAGGACUGGGUUUUUAGCUAUUUGAAUGUGUGCAUGGUCUAUGAUAAUGACUAGCCCAUUGCAGUCCAAAUUCGAGUCUAUUAAAUAAAACCCAUUAAAAUUUACCCUCCAAUGGAUUCUCAGCUGACUUGAGAAGCCAUUCCAAGGGAACUA
Molecule: messenger RNA, 1177 nt
Organism: Hevea brasiliensis (rubber tree)
Lineage: Eukaryota; Viridiplantae; Streptophyta; Magnoliopsida; Malpighiales; Euphorbiaceae
Product: (+)-cis,cis-nepetalactol synthase NEPS3-like
Exons: 1
Coding region: 98-901 (267 amino acids)
Molecular function (GO): oxidoreductase activity
Source: RefSeq, a predicted model, not a curated record